Molecule: messenger RNA, 2175 nt
Organism: Girardinichthys multiradiatus
Lineage: Eukaryota; Metazoa; Chordata; Actinopteri; Cyprinodontiformes; Goodeidae
Exons: 2
Coding region: 223-1758 (511 amino acids)
Biological process (GO): regulation of transcription by RNA polymerase II
Molecular function (GO): DNA-binding transcription factor activity; RNA polymerase II cis-regulatory region sequence-specific DNA binding
Source: RefSeq, a predicted model, not a curated record
CCCCCCAUGUUCUCUCUUGUUAUUCGGAUUGAUUUGGAGGGCUAACUAAGUGCUACCUGUUCGUGUCUACCGCCAGCAAGUGGGCCAAGUUUUUAUUGUUUCCUGAAACAGCAGCGGGCGAGCUUUUUUACUGUUUCCCUCCAAAGAUAUGACACCUUUCUGAUUCACUUUAACCCAAAGGAAAGUUCCUAAAGACUCCACAUCAGCAGUGAUCACACACUUAUGCCCAGCCUGAUCAUGGAGCGCAAAAGAAAAGUUCUGCAGAGCAUCCUUGAAGAUAGCAAUCCCAUAGACCUGACAAACUCAGGCCACUUCUGCUUCAGCUGCGAACAGAUAUUUGCAAAUCAGAAAUGCUUGGAGGAACACUUGUGUCCCCUGGCAAGUUUCAUCUGCUCCUGUGGAACGGAGUUUACCGAGUACAAAGACAUGCUGGAGCACAGCACCACCCACGAACCUGGACAUCAAGUGCUUGAUCAUAAAACUAUAAGGAAGCGUAGGAUUGAGAAGUACAAAGAAGAAGAGGAAAAGCUAAAAAGGUUGGAGGAGGGUGAGGUUGUCUGGAAGGCACCUAAUGAGGGCAACCCACCAUCAAUUUCCAAACUACAAGUACCCAAUACUUCAGGUAUCACGUCAUGUGUUCCCAUACAACCGGCGCAGGUUCCACAAGUCCCUGGGUUGCUUUCAAAUGCUGUCUCCCCAGUUCCAGCUGCGCAGAACAUCUUUGCAGAAGUUGGUGCGCCAACUGUAGAUCUUUGGACGCUCUAUCAGCCUGUUGUACUAAUUCAAACAAUGCAAAACUUCAUAAAGACAAAGCCAUAUACUUGUGGUAAAUGUGAACAGGGGUUCGUGUCAAAGGUUGCCCUAAUCUCUCACCACAGCUCACAUGUUGCAGAUAAAGUCUCUGGCUGCAUAGGAUGCGGGUUGCUGCUGUCGAGCAAAAAGUUAGUGCCUCGUUUUCACGUUUGCAACUCCAACAACCAGAGCAAAUACCGGCUCAUCACCGCAAAACCAUUGAGUUACAAGCCCCGAAGUGGACCCAGGGUUAAAAAGAAUCAGCCUUCCCGUCCACCUCAAGUCACUCCUUCGCAGCAGCUGGAAAACCAAAAUCCAAGUGCAGCUGGAAAGGGGAGUCGGCCAGCUCAUGCCACAGCCACAAAGAAAAAUCUGAAUGUCCGAACAUACAUCAAUAACACCAAUCGAGUACCACACAUCACUGCACCUUUGCAGUUAAAGAGCCAGAAUCCUACUGCAUCUAAACCUUACUCUGGAGUUUCCAUGACAGCAAAGAGUCCAAACAUUGGUGCAUUCUCUCCAGGCAGUCAGAGGAGUCGUGCCAGUCCCGCUGCGGUACAGAAGACACCCGAGGACUCUGCAUCGCAAAGCACCCAAAAUAGCUUCACCUGUCGGGUCUGCCAUCUUCCGUUUGAAAGCGCCCAGCGGCUUCAGAGGCACAAGUGUGUGAAGGCCCAGGAGUUCAUGGCGAAGCACAUGAUGGGUGGCAAACGAGAUUACAAAAUUGUAAAGGUAACACCAAGCUCCCCUCAAAUAAAUGGUGAGAGAACACUGGGAAUUUCAUCUGGCAGCACAAAGAAGCCCCAACACAUGGCUGUCAGUUUGGAUAAAGGGAAAGUAUCGGCCCCUGUCAAUGGAGGCGCAGGAGGGGAGUCUGACGAUGACUGUUUCAUUGUUGAGAGUGGACCUGAAAAGCCUGCUGAGGUUAUUUAUCAAGUAACCUCGUCUGUCCCCAUAAAAAGUUGACUAGUCUAGUGAGGCACGUUGUGUUUGCAUGUCACCGUUUAUGUUGACUACCAAGGGGGCAUCAACGUAUUUCAUCACGCAGGGUCUACAUGCUUCCGAGCUUUCCCCAAACUGCUUUAGGCGUAGAGAAUAGUGGUUCAAAUGCUUCUUUAUUAAGUCAGAUAUCUUUUUCUAAUCAAUUAAAUUUUUGUGUAGAUUGUUCAAGGAGUUUGUGUAAAUUAUGUUCAGCUUCAUGAUAUAUGUGCAUGGUUUAUCCACUGUUGAUGGGGAAACCAGGUACUGUGUAAAAGUCUUAAUCCGGUUUUUAGUCAGAUGAGAAUUUGUUGUGAUGGUGUGGGACUGAACCCUUCAUACCGUGUUCCUACCAGCUUUGAGUUUAUGAAUACAGCAUAUGAUGUAUUAAAGUAUAUUUUCAAA